UCGUUCUUGCCGCCGGCGAGUUUGACGAUCGUCUUCUCCGGCAAGCUUCUGGAGAUUUAACGAUUCAUACUCUUCUCCAGACGUAUCUGUUUAAGCCGAGAGAGAGAGAGAGACCACCCACAGGCUGGAUGGCUCCCAAAACCGUGGUGUUCAUCGAGACGAACCUCGGCACAUACCUCGUCACGUUCUUCCGCAUCCGCGAGACCGUCUUCAGUUUUAAGAAUAGAUUGGUCAAGGAGCACCAGCUUUGCUUUCCAGAUGUUGGAGAAAUUGAAAUUUCUGCUCUCAAAGUGAAACACGGAGGUCGCUCUUAUCACCUCUCGGACACUGUGUUCCUGAUGAAGGCUUUGGAAGAGGUCCGCCCUUGGGGAGGCAGCCAUUCUGCUUUUCUCGAGAUCAAGAGAGUUGUGAAGAAGGGGAACGAGAAUCUUCAGUCCUUCUCAAUCCCACCAGGUGACAAAGAUGGCGCCGAUAAGCCGAGCUUCGUUCAUGGCGGCAAAGGCAGCUCUCCGUUUCGUAGGGUUCGAGCCACGGUCUCCUUACUGGCCUCACUCCCUCGUGGCUGCAGCCACUUCUGAAUUGCCCGAAAGCGUUUUCGAGUGCGAAGAGAUUUUUUUUUCCCCUGCAAGUUUUUGUUUUCCUACCAAAGACUCAAAUGUCAAUCGGUUUAGUUCGGUUUAGAUUCAGUGUUGGUAUCGAGUGA
This is a messenger RNA of Tarenaya hassleriana, 703 nucleotides long. RefSeq lists its product as uncharacterized. Bases 129 to 578 code for a protein of 149 amino acids. NCBI's taxonomy places the organism in Eukaryota, Viridiplantae, Streptophyta, Magnoliopsida, Brassicales, Cleomaceae. The transcript is spliced from 4 exons. The record is from RefSeq and is a predicted model, not a curated record.